Messenger RNA from Pseudo-nitzschia multistriata, 2162 nucleotides. The record is from the annotation of a GenBank genome assembly. NCBI's taxonomy places the organism in Eukaryota, Bacillariophyta, Bacillariophyceae, Bacillariales, Bacillariaceae.
AGUAAUUGAGAGUUGGUAAUGGCACCCAACUACACUGUUCCAGAGCGCAUUCUACGUCUGAAAAAGUAUUAUGUUGAAGGGAUACAUAAUUCUUUGUUCCUUUCUUUUUCGAAGUACGCAACAGUUUUCACACCUCGAAUGGAAAGAUAGGAGACGCGUUGACUCAAGAGGUGCACUGAGGGCAUCAGACACUUCUUCUUCGAAUGGGGGUGACGAUAAUUCUGUUCUGCAGGCAAGACGCCUGUCUCUUGGACGAAUAUUCAAUGGCGAGCGAGAAUACUUGUUCAACACCAAGAAAAACGUUCGCUCUUACGAAUGGACUGAAAAGGAGGCGGAGGACUUGUUCGAGAGCAUUAAUGAUAUCGACGAAAAGAAUCCUCUGAAUAAUUUCCUCGACUUGAACUUGAUGCUACUCAUGCAGAGUGAUACGCCAGAUGAUAUACUAGUCGAAAAGGGAGGGGACAUUGGAAGGAAUAGCGUAGUUUAUGACGUCUAUGAUGGACAACAGCGGUUGGUGACCUUGAACUUGCUGCUGGCUGCCAUUCGGGAUGCUUUGCUCAAUAAUUUUCCCGAUUCUCCGAGAAGUGUGGCUAUUGCGAAACAAGUGGCAAAUAUGAUAUUUCCCCAAGAUCCAUUGUUUGCUCCMGUCUGCAGAAUCAAAGUGCGCGAGAGGAAUGGUAAUAAAUGGCUGGAUUUGAUAUCUAGCGGAGCAAACGAAGAAGAGGAUGUGAUUAAUCUCCUUCCAAAGGAAAGGGCGUGGGGAAGGCUUGGUGUUCCCAAACCGGACCAAAAAAUUAUUUGCAUUUACAACUAUUUUCGAAGAAGACUUGACGAACUUAGCGAGAACCAAAUUCGUCAGCUCAUAAUACAUAUCUCAUCAGAUGUAUAUGUACUAAUGAGUAUUACUUCCGACAUCAACGUUGCUCGAAAUUUUGUCAUGAGUCAAGGCAAAGGGAAGAGCAUCGAACCCGUGGAUUGGUACAAGGGGACAGUAAGUUUUUUAAACGAGAACGAAAGUGUUCAAGAGACUACAAUGGAGAGCUGGGAGGAGCUUUGCGAAGAUAUAGGUCGUGACACGCUACAAGAUGCGUGUGUUCUUUUGGCACAACAACGCCAAGGCACCAAGAUAAAGAAGAACGAAGAAAUCUCUAUUGUUGAACAGACCUUUCGAGAUACUAUAUCUAGUAUCGGUGCUGAAACUUCCGACAAAGGAGAGGCUCUAUUUAAAUAUAAUAUCACACCUGCAGCCAGGGCCCUCAAUGAUUUUCGAGAAGGAAUUUUCAAACUACAUGAGACAGAUGAUAUGGAACCACCAAGCCUUAGCUUUCUACGCGCUACUGCUAAAAUCGCAACCUGCAAAGAGAUUGAAAUGGUUUUACUCGACAUCGUCAGCAAAUGUAAUGCAAAGGCCAUCGACAAAAGCGCUGUGCCAAAGAUAUUGAAGAACGUCGAGACAAUCGCUCUCUGGAUGAUGGUUACCAAGCCAAAACCGAAGGAUCGGUUUGGACGCUGUUUGAGUAUCAUCGAGGACCAGGGCAACGCCUCUCUCUCAUAUGAUGAAAGGUCUUCGGUUGUUGAAGGCCUACACAAUUUUGAGUUUGGAAAACCGGCGGAACGAAAGAAGGCAGCGGCGAUACUAGCACGUCUCAACGAGUAUGUACUCUUUAAAAACUCUCAAAGCAGGCUUGAACCUACGAAUGCGGGUAGGCACAUCGAGCACGUUUUGCCCCAGCACCAUAAAAAUUUGAAUUCAUGGAACGAGACAUGGGAUCCCACAGAUGCAUCAACAUGGAAAGACAGGCUUGGAAAUCUGGCACUCCUCAAUAGGAAUACGAACAGCAAGAUCGGAAACGGUAGUUUCGAAACAAAGAAAGAGCAUCUCAUCGACUCGCCGUAUCCUCUGACGAAGGACAUCGCCAAAUCACAAACGUGGGACGUACACGCCGUAAGGCGAAACCACGAUAUGUGCAUUGACCUCGCUAGAAAGGUCUGGAAGUUGUGAACGGACCCAAAAAUGCGGGCCGGUAUCACUCUGGUAACCAAGAGUCUUCCUAGCUACUAGACUCAAGCAAACGAGGCCGUAGCUUGGAGCGCACCAACGGUCGAUUGACAAUUUCUUUGUUGGCAAAUCCUACAUGAAUUAAUAAAGCACGUAACUUAUA